This is a messenger RNA of Patella vulgata (common limpet), 2870 nucleotides long. RefSeq names its product RIB43A-like with coiled-coils protein 2. The transcript is spliced from 5 exons. The record is from RefSeq and is a predicted model, not a curated record. NCBI's taxonomy places the organism in Eukaryota, Metazoa, Mollusca, Gastropoda, Patellidae. Bases 95 to 1234 code for a protein of 379 amino acids.
UGGCAACUUAGCAACGCAUCAAUAAAUAUAAUAUUUUAGUUUGAAGGUUUGGCUGAAUAUUUACCAUUUCUGAGGAACAUCACAAACGUUCAAGAUGUAUAAACUCGACUUGCCUGUCGAUUAUAAAGAGGCGGCUGCUAUUGAGCGCCGGAGGAAAAUGGAAGAGCAUCGUCAGUCACGAAUUUUUAAUUCAAAAGUCAGAACGAUUGGGAUUGAUGAACAAGCCAUACAACAACAAUUAAGUGAUAAAAAAGAACAGGAAUUGUAUGAAAAAAACAGAUUAGAAGCACAUGCUGCCGAUGCUACUAGAAAUGAUUUGAUUGGUCUUUUACUGGAAAAACGACAGGGGGAGGAUAUACGGGAAUUGAACAGAGCAGAAGUGGAAUUCAGACAGCUUCACCAACAACCAGAAAGCAGGCGGGAAUUUGAUCUCUACGACCCUGAUGCAUUGAAGAAGGAUAAACCCGCUAGAGUUCACGAUGAUGACCCAAGAUGCGGAAUCUCCAGUUUACAGAAAUUCGAAGGAGAAGAUUUAAAUAAUCCAGCCAGAAUAAAACUUCAACAGGAACAGAAAAAACAUUGGCUGGAACAGCAAAAACGUGAACUUGAACAAGCGAAGAGAAAUCAAGAUAUGGCAGAUAAACUUUAUCAGUUAAAACAAAAAGAGUUAGAUCAACGUGCUAUGGAAUUACAGGAAGCUGAGGAACAAUGCAGACGGGCAAUCAAUAUGGCUACAACAGAUUAUAACAAAGCUUUAGAUGAUGAACAGAAAGAACGAGCUAGAUUGAAGCGGCAACAGGACGAAGAUGAUAACGCAACAGAAAUGGCCAAUCAUAUAUUUGGUGAUAUUCUCACAGAAAAUCCUGCCGUUGCUCAAUCAGCGUUUGGUCCCCAUCGUGUUAUUACAGACAGGUGGAAGGGAAUGAGCCCUGAACAAAUCGCAGAAAUUAAACGCCAACAAGAAAUACAGCGUCAAGAACAAGAGAGAUUGAAGCAGGAACAAGACAGAAAAAAUGAUGAAUUUGAUAAACAAAGAGUCGCAAAUGCUCGAGCUGCUUUACUGCUCGAAAGAGAGGCUGAUCGUAAACGUCGUGAUAUUACUAAACAGCUGGCUGAUGAAAAUCGACGUCUGUCACAAGAACAGAAAGCUCACAAAGAUUUCUUGUAUAAAGAAGUAUACACUAAUCCUCCGACCGCUGCUUAUUUCAUGCAAUGGAAUACAACAAGUCGAUAAGAAAACCUACAAACUCUAUAAUCUAUUUUUAAAAAGUCCCAUAAAAAAACUAAAUUUUGAAUGGUAGAUUGAAUUUAAUUUCAUCUCAAUAAUAUGUUGGGUGCUUAUGAUGAUAGUUUGGUCACAAAUAGCUUAAUUUGUUAAAAUUAAGUUCAGCAGAUACAUUCAUGGAUGAAAAUUAAUAUUUGUUCUCAUUGAUUCAAAGAAAAACUUAAAUCCAUCUGGUGUGUGAAAUCAUUGGAGCAAAUGUAAUUUUUGUAUUGUCAGUUUAAGGCAUCAUAUUUUAAAAGGUUUGUAAUAAAUUUUGCAUUUUAUCUGAAAUAGUUUUCAAAUUUUAUGGGGCUGUUGAAAAUAUAGAAUGAAUUUUAUGUUACGAAAAAUCAAAUAAUGUGAUAUAUUUUAUGAAGCUGAACUUCUAUUGUUGUUAACUUAUAUAUGUUAUUUAUUUUAUUUUUAUCGAAGACACAUUAUUUCUUCUUUUCAAAGGAGGUAUGAAUUAUGAUAAUGUGUGACAUUAUUUUAAGGUCAAGGUUAACAUUUUUAAAUUCAAUGUUUUGCCACGAUUAGUCUAGCAGUAAGACACUAACACCACUCUAAUAAUAUACACUGUACCUUAUGAUUUAAUUACGUUAAGCCCGUUGGUCGGAUAUUUUGGAUGGGGAUGAGGCUUGAUCUGAGUUUUAAAUCGUGUAAAUCUGGGUGUCCUCAAGUAGCUGUGACAGUAUAUGAACUGAUUUCCAUCCUUUAAGAUCAAAAGCCACUUUCUUUGCAUCACCCCAUGAUGAGAUACCAAUGGUCUUUACUUAGAGUCUAUGUUGUCAAUCAUCACUUUCACUUGCCAUUUUGGUCCUCUCGAGAUUCUGCCAUAGAGAAAUAAGGCCAAACACAAUUUUAAACUGGAAAAUUGCAUGCAUAUAGACUUAAAUAUAUGAAUUAAAUGCACAUUAGGCCUACCAUAAAAUAAUUAUUUGUUUAAAUUCACAUCUUAUAGACCACGUGUAGGCUUAUAAAGUUUUGUAUAAAUUCACAAUUUAUUUGGGCCAUAGGAUUGGAAAUUUGAAUUCAUGGUCACCAAUAGGUUAUAUAGAUCAGCAUUAUUUCCACGUGUAUAAACAUUUAGUACUCGGUGUAUAUUAAUAACUUAUCAGCAUUCAUUGAUAUUGUAUAUUUUAUAGUAUCCACAGCAUUAGUUAUAUAUUUAAAGAGCAGAGACUUUAUUCAUAAAAACAUCAACCAAAGUAUUUUAAGAAUCUGGGCGUUUAUUUAUAUAAGACAACACAGUUGUAUGGAUGAUAAGCUUUAUUUUAUUCACAGCAUUAGUUAUAGGCUUUAUUUAUACAAACUUGAACUAAAAUAUUUUAAGAAUUCAACACUUUCAUUGGCCAAGAGCUCAAAUGUGUACCAGGAUUAUAACCCUUUAACCAAUGAAAAGGCUGCAUCCUUAAAAUAAUUUAAUUCUCUUGAACAAAGCCCCAGGUUAUGUUUGAUUUGUAUGAAAAGUCAAAUAUCUUUUUGAUUGUAUCGGAUGUCAUUUACACUCCAGUAAAAGUGUUACCUCUAUAUUUAUAAUUUAACAUCUUCAUAAUCGGUGAAUAUUGAUGUAUAUAGACACAAUAAAACAAACUAAAAUAGUGUU